Messenger RNA from Coccidioides posadasii C735 delta SOWgp, 2134 nucleotides. RefSeq lists its product as uncharacterized. NCBI's taxonomy places the organism in Eukaryota, Fungi, Ascomycota, Eurotiomycetes, Onygenales, Onygenaceae. The record is from RefSeq and is a predicted model, not a curated record. Gene Ontology annotation, biological process: transmembrane transport; oligopeptide transport. Gene Ontology annotation, molecular function: tripeptide transmembrane transporter activity. Gene Ontology annotation, cellular component: fungal-type vacuole; plasma membrane.
AUCAAUUUCCCCGCGAGGCUGUUACGAUUCCUUUCUCUUUUUUCUCCCCUUUUGAUACUUGGGAACCCUUUUGGCCUUCGCUCCUUGAGCUUUGUUUCUUCUUCCUCUUUCCGCUUCGUUGCCGCUCGCUUGUAUUCGUCGGCUUCAAGCCCCCAGUGUAGGAAAAAAAAGGUGAUCCCUAAAUAUGGCCGACCACGAGUCUCAAGCAACUCGACCGCACCAGCAAUUGGGUGACCCUGAUGCCAAAGUUAUGGCUGCUGAUGGAAUGGAAAAGGAGACCUCUCCUGAUUCGCGGUCCAUUGAAGCAGGAUAUGUGACCAAGGAGGGCCAACUACAUGAAACGCCGGACGGUGAAGAGCCAACAGAGGAAGAGAAGCGUACCUUGAAGCAUGUCCCCGAAAGUCUACCCAUCUCCGCUUGGCUUGUCGCUAUUGUCGAACUCUGCGAACGUUUUACCUUCUAUGGUAUGCAAGGUUUGUUCCAGAACUAUAUCCAAAGACCCCUGGAUGGGAGUUUGGGACGUGGAGCUCUUGGUCUGGGCCAUCGAGCGGCUACCGGCUUGAACACUUUCUUCCAGUUUUGGGCUUACCUGACACCCAUCAUUGGUGCUAUUAUUGCUGACCAAUACAUCGGAAAAUACAUGGCCAUCUUUUACUUCUGUAUUAUCUAUGUGAUCGGUCUCUUAAUCCUGGUCCUUACCUCGCUGCCAGUGUCCCUCCAAAAUGGUGCGGGCUUGGGCGGAUUUGUUGUUUCCCUUAUCGUCAUAGGUCUAGGAACUGGAGGUAUCAAGUCCAACGUCGCGCCACUGAUUGCUGAUCAGUACAAGCGGAAAACUAUGGCAAUCAAGACAACACCUGAGGGCGAGCGUGUCAUCAUCGACCCAGGCUUGACUAUUCAGCGCAUCUACAUGAUCUUCUACGCCUGUAUCAACAUCGGCUCCCUAUCCCUCCUUGCGACACCUUACAUGGAGCGAGACAUUGGUUUCUGGUCUGCUUACUUGCUCUGUCUCUGUAUUUUUGUUGUUGGUACUUGUAUCCUUGUCCUCGGACGCAAGUUCUACGUUGUUCGUCCUCCAACUGGAUCAAUUAUCACCAAUGCGUUCAAGGCCCUUGGCGUCAUGGUUAUGAACCGCAACAUGGAUGCGCCCAAGCCAUCAUGGCAAGCCGAGCACGGUGCCAACCGUACAUACCCAUGGGAUGAUCACUUCAUCGAUGAGCUGAAGCGUGCUUUGGUUGCUUGCAAAGUCUUCACCUUCUAUCCGAUCUACUGGGUCGUUUACAGUCAAUUCUCUACCAACUUUGUUUCCCAAGCCGGUCAAAUGGAACAUCAUGGCAUUCCUAACGAUCUGAUGCCAAACUUCGACCCGAUUGCCAUCAUUGUUUUCAUUCCGAUCCUCGAUAGGAUUAUUUAUCCCUUGCUCAACAAACUGCAUAUCCCUUUCCGGCCAAUCACUCGUAUUUCUUUCGGAUUUAUCGUUGCAUCAUUGGCCAUGGUCUACGCUGCUAUCGUUCAGAACCUCAUUUACACUUCGCCGCCAUGCUAUAACAUGCCACUGGCCUGCCCCGAGGCAGAGGUAGAUGGUGUGAAGCAAGGAAACAGGAUCCACAUUGCUAUCCAAGCACCUGCAUAUAUGUUGAUUGGUAUUUCUGAAAUUUUUGCUUCCGUCUCUGGGUUGGAGUACGCAUACACCAAGGCGCCGCCAACGAUGAAGAGUUUCGUUCAGUCUAUGUACCUUUUGACGAACGCGUUUGGCGCUGCUCUUGGCGAGGCCUUGACGCCGGUCGCUCACGAUCCGGAGAUCAUCUGGCUGUUUACUGGGUUGGCCUGCUCGUCCUUCACAGCUGGUGUCCUUUUCUGGAUCGUCUUCCGUCACCUGAACGCCAAGGAAGAGGAUAUGAAUGCUUUGGAUAAGGACGACACGGUGGAGAGCAACUAGGUGGCUUCAUUUUUGUUUAAUUAUAAUCUCCCAUUCACCUUCCGAUACCCUCUCACGCGAAACGGAUCAUGCGACUAUGGGAGAGAUGGCUUGUAUAUAGAUUAUACAUGGGAUAUCCAUGAACAUCUUGGUUGCAUGUAUGGGUUAUUAAUGUCAUAUACUUACGUACAAGCAAUACCACUCGAGAAUUUUCUCUGG